AUUUCAUACAUGUUAUUUUAAAAUGGGGAUACUACAAAUGUAAAUCGUGUUUGAAAAAUUUAUUGCGUGAAAAAUUGAAAGAUUGAUAAAAAUUCAAUUGUUAUAAUGAAAAUCAUUAUACUGAAUAACGUAAUCACGUCUACAAUCUAAAUAGACAGUGAAAUCGUGAGAGACAAAAUAUUUUUAUUUUUAAAGAUACAUGCCGCAUCUUUUUUCGAAGAUACGUUGGGGUUCAAAGAGUUAAAAGUCGCGCCGUAGAAUUAACGAUUGUGCAUAGAUCAUAUAAAAACACUAGUUCAAAUUACUAGAAAUUAGACAAAUUUCUAACGACUCUACAUUGGUAGUCCUGCUCGGAGCACAACGUGGCGUAAGUUGACAUUUGACUUGAGUUGUGAUAGGUUAUGUCAACCAGGUUUUGGCACUACAGUUGAGAGAUCAUAAUACACGCCUGGUGUGUCGAGUGGCUGAAUAAAUACGAAUAACCGAAGGCAAUUUAAAUCGCCACAAAAAAAAUUAAAAAAGGAAGUUUAAGAUUGAAGAUGCAAAUGAAUUAUUACGAAGUGCUCGGCUGCGAUAAAGAGUCUUCUCACGAGGAGAUCAAGCGUGCUUAUCGCGCACGCUUGCUGCGGUUUCAUCCCGAUAAGAGCGAUACUUCCAAAAGAGACGCUCGUGAAUUUCACGAGGUCCAACAAGCCUGGAGCGUGUUGGGACAUCCGCAAUCUAGAAGGGAAUACGAUGCAGCUUGCAAGCAGGAGGAGUUGGAAAAAGAGAACGAACUCGUGUAUGCUCGUCUCGCGUCCGACGAACUGGAAGAGGACGCUUUCGGCAACGAGUUGUUCUACCGCUGCAGGUGCGGCGAUCGUUACUUCGUGCAGCGUAAGGACCUUUGCCUGCGGAAUACUGUUCUGCAAGUAAUCUGCGAGAGCUGCACACUCGUCAUUCUCGUCGAGACUUAACGUGAAUGAAUGCUAGGCUUUUUAUCAGUGACACAAUGCAAAUGGCAAUGUUUCUCGAUGCAAUUGCGCGUAGGAAUUUUCUCGAAAAUACGUAUGCCUCAUGAAAGCGAGACUGAAUUUCUUUUUUUAAGACGCGUAUGUCCCCCGAGUGAGAACACGAGCUUGGACUUAAUUUUUGUUCCUUGAGCAAGUGAGCUCAUGUAGUGAUUAACGCAGCGACAAAGAUUAAUUCGUGGUGCGUUCCUCUCAGCGUUUUGGUUGUGCAGUACGAUAAAACAAGAUUCACAGUUUAUGUAGAAAGAGGUCGAAAUCGAAUAUUUAUUUUGUACAAAAUAUGUUUCUUAGCACAAGAACGUUGUGUGUACAGUUGUAAUAAUAAAUUUAAAAAAGAAAAAUAAAACAAAAUCUAAAAUAUGCAGCAACAUCUUUUUUUCUAUUUCUUAUAUAUAAAAAAUGAUACAACAGGUAACACAUUCUUAUAAUAUAAACUAUUGAGCAAUAUACAAAUAAACACGACACCUAAGUCUAGCCUAGGUCCAAUAAUAAAGAUUUUAUGCAUUUGCACAAAUAGCGUAUUUCAAGGUAAUGCCAUUCUUGAUAUUUGAUUCAGCAGAAUCCAUAUAAAAUUCGUCAGUAACAUUUGAUGUCACAAUGAUGAGUCUAAGUCUUCUUUGUCUCACAAUUUGCACUAGAUGGAAAGAUCUGGCUAAUACAAAUAUUCUAUGUUUUUCUUUUUCUCUCUCUCUCUCUCUCUCAAGGCAAAUCUACUCGCCACUGCUGUUGAUUAAGUCAUGCACUGAUACUGCAUGUUAUAAAAUUCAUACGUUGGACAUUGCUGCUAUUUGAUAAAGGUAAAAGCUUGUACUGUUCAUCAUCCCGCUAUUGCACACGAA
Harpegnathos saltator (Jerdon's jumping ant) is the source of this 1849-nucleotide messenger RNA. RefSeq names its product dnaJ homolog subfamily C member 24. The transcript has a single exon. The coding region runs from base 540 to 956 and encodes 138 amino acids. The record is from RefSeq and is a predicted model, not a curated record. Lineage: Eukaryota; Metazoa; Arthropoda; Insecta; Hymenoptera; Formicidae. Gene Ontology annotation, biological process: positive regulation of ATP-dependent activity. Gene Ontology annotation, molecular function: ATPase activator activity; ferrous iron binding.